CUUCCUUUUCCUCACUCGCGCUCUCGCUCCGGUAGAUACAGCAUGUAUUUGAGGCAGAGGGAGCCGGUCUACUCCUGUUUACAUGGCUGCCUGUACCUGGGGCAGGAUCACGUGUAUUUGGAGGACCGCAGCUGCUCCCGUUCUGCCUUCUGAACGUUUAACUGAAGCCCAGCUCGCCUUCAGGAAUUGUUUUUUCCUCUUCAAAGGCCUCCUCGUGCCUCGCUGGCUCUCCGGCCCAGUUUGGAUCUAAACAGCGCCCCAGCAGAAUGGACUUGCCAAAAUUAGACUUCUUUGCAUGACAUUUCUGCAGGUAACCAGCAGAAUGGUGGCUGGCGUGAUGAGCGGGCACAGCUACCUGGUGGCAUGCUGGCAGCCCAUUCUUAUCCUGAUGCUGGGCACUGUGCUGUCGGGUUCCACCAUAGGAUGCCCGUCCCGCUGUGAGUGCAAUGCCCAGGAACGCUCUGUCUUGUGCCACCGCAGGAAGCUGGUUGCCCUUCCAGAGGGAAUCCCUAUUGAGACGCGACUGUUGGACCUGAGCAAAAACCGCCUGAAAGCCAUCAACCCAGAGGAGUUCAUCAACUAUCCCCACCUGGAGGACCUGCAGCUUAAUGAGAAUGUCAUCUCAGUCAUCGAGCCAGGUGCAUUCAGUAAUCUGUUUGGAUUACGGACGUUAGGACUGCGCAACAACAAACUGAAGCUCAUUCCACCAGGUGUAUUUACUGGUUUGAGUAACCUCACCAGACUGGAUAUAAGUGAGAAUAAAAUAGUUAUCUUGUUGGAUUACAUGUUUCAGGACCUUUACAAUCUAAAAGAACUGGAAGUGGGAGAUAGUGAGCUGGUCUUCAUCUCUCAUAGAGCCUUUCAUGGACUCAGUAGUUUAGAGCAGCUCACCAUGGAGAGGUGUAACAUGACCUCAGUGCCCACAGAGGCCUUCAGCCAUCUCCAUACCCUGUUGGUACUCAAGUUGUGGCAUUUUAAUGUCAACCUUAUUAGGGAUUUUUCCUUCAGGAGACUCUACCGACUGAAAGUGUUAGAGAUAACAAAUUGGCCCUUUCUCGAAGCCUUGACCGAUAAGUCCCUCCACGGACUCAACAUUACCACAUUGAGUGUCACACACUGCAACCUUACUGCCAUCCCAUAUGUGGCUAUCCAGCACCUUGUGUACCUUCGAGCUCUCAACUUUUCUUUCAAUCCCAUAGAGAUUGUGGAGGGCAACAAACUGCACAACUUGAUGAGGCUGCAGGUAUUUGACUUAGUAGGGGGUCGAUUGGUCACUAUUGAGCCUUACUCUUUCAGAGGACUGAACUACCUUAAGGUUCUCAACAUUUCCAGCAAUAGCUUGAGCACUUUAGAAGAGUCUGCCUUUCACUCAGUUGGUAAUCUUGAGACCCUGGCCCUAUAUGACAACCCCUUGGCAUGCGACUGCCGCUUGUUAUGGGUUUUCCGUCGGCGCUGGAGGCUCAAUUUCAACAAGCAGCAGCCAUCUUGUGCUGCCCCUGAGUUUGUGCAAGGGAAAGAGUUUAAAGAUUUCCCGGAUAUUCUCCCAGCUAAUUAUUUCACUUGCCAGAAAUCUAAGAUCCGGGACCACAAACCCCUUCAGAGAUUUGUGGAUGAAGGGACCACAGUUCAUUUUGCAUGCCAAGCAGAUGGAGACCCAACCCCUGUGAUCAUGUGGCAGUCUCCUCGGAAGCAAUUCAUCACCACCAAAAGUGUUGGACGUCUGUCAGUCUCUCUGGAUGGCACCCUGGAAGUACGAUAUGCCCAAAUACAAGACAAUGGCACAUAUACAUGCAUCGCGACCAAUGCAGGGGGUAAUGACACCAAGCUUGCUCAUUUACAUGUUCAUAGUUAUUCACCCAACUGGCCCCAUCAGCCUAAUAAGACAUUUGCUUUCAUCUCCAACCAGCCCAAUGAUAGUGGUGCCAAUGAGACUGGUAGAUCAGUCCCAUUUCCAUUUGAUAUGAAGACUCUUAUCAUUGCUACUACUAUGGGAUUUAUUUCUUUCCUUGGAGUGGUUUUGUUUUGUCUUGUACUCCUCUUUCUUUGGAGUCGGGGGAAAGGUAACGCCAAGCCAAACAUCGAAAUUGAGUAUGUGCCACGUAGAGUAGAAGGCCAGACCAGUCCAACUGAGGAAACCCAUAAGAUCAGAAUGAAAAUGAUGUAAAAGUCAAAUCCUCAGUUCAUGUGAACAAAAUCCCUGGCAAGAAAUUUACCUUGAGAUGCGAGAGAAAAGUUGUCUUUGUUUCCCAUGUGGAACUGAUGGAAGACACAAUAGCUAAACUAAAGCCUUUUCCAAAUACACAGCUCAGAGCUACGGGGAUUGUUCCUUCAAAGUCAGAAAGAAUUUCGAGGGACCUAAAGUUCUGCUUUUAUUUUGGUAACACAUGAACAUGAGUCUGCCUGACUCCAAUUAUUUAAAAGCCAGAAAACAGAGGGCCAGUUUUAAUCCAUACUUGUCUUUGUCUCUGCCUUUUGUCCUUUUUUUGUACAUAAUUCUUUCUAUGUACAUGGGAAUAUAGUUAUUAAAGGAUUGCGAAAUCAUAUUCAUGGGUUAAGCAUACUGGAAUUCUUGUGAUGUACUUACAUGGUUAGGACACAUUGUAAAUUGUACACGUGUCUGAUUAAAUUUCUGUAAAUGUCCAUUGCCAAGUUUUUAUAAGGCAUAUACAUUUUUUUUUAUUUACAGUUAAUUAAUGAUUAUGCUUGACAAUCAUCCAUAUUAUAAAUGUCAAGUGUUAAUCCUGAAAUAUGCCGUCCUUUGAAUGGAUGGAAUAAAUUUAAUUUUGAUGCCAGAUAUAAGCCUAGUAUCUCUAAGCCAAAUGUAGCUUUGAACUUAAAGCCAUUUGGUGUGAAUGUGUGGUGAAGCCAUUAAAGAUGUUUUUGGUGUUCACACUGAUAUAUUCAUAUCUGACAUAAGCCUCAUGAGAAAUCUCUACCUUCAUCUGCGGAUUAAGUUUUUUAAUAACACAUUUUUAAUAAUUUCUCAUAUUCAUCAUAUACCAUAAUGAUUAAUUUACCAUUUAUUAAUACAUAAUUCAUGUUCAAAAGGCAGGGAAUUCUCUGAAGGUAAAUGUGUUCAUCUACACUUGCCUCUGGAACAAUGCCCGACUUUAAAACAUUAAAAUGGUAACAUUUUCUA
This is a messenger RNA of Pangasianodon hypophthalmus (striped catfish), 3139 nucleotides long. RefSeq names its product leucine rich repeat and Ig domain containing 1b (gene lingo1b). Bases 296 to 2164 code for a protein of 622 amino acids. The transcript is spliced from 2 exons. The record is from RefSeq and is a predicted model, not a curated record. Gene Ontology annotation, molecular function: protein binding. NCBI's taxonomy places the organism in Eukaryota, Metazoa, Chordata, Actinopteri, Siluriformes, Pangasiidae. Gene Ontology annotation, cellular component: extracellular matrix.